AUGAUAACCAUCUAUGCAGUGACUGAUGGAUUGAAACAUGAUGGACAUCUUUCACCUUUUCCAUCUGCCACGGGGAUUGCAGGGGGCAUCGAUGGCUCUUUGGUAAUUCCAAAGAAUCCAAACUCGACGAUUGUGGACGACGUUUCCAAGAUCUGGCACGAUCCUGGUAAGGGAUCAAUCUGUGUACACCUGAAACAAAGCGCACGGUGUCCGUACCCAGCCUUACUCGGCAGGCUAUCCGAAUCGGCACUGGCAAUCUUGGAUUGGCAAGUACAGAAGACUGAAUCGUCAUCGGAUGGAGGUACCAUACAUUCCGGAGGUUAUAGCAACAAGUGGCUCGAUGCCGGAGACUACCUUGUGGAAAUCUUGAUCUUAUACUGCGAGGGUUUUGGAGUAGGUGCUUGGGAGACAUUCGAUAACAAGACGGCGUGGCUGGAAGCUGGAUUCAAAUCGAGAUGCAUCGAAGAUUCCAAGCGCAAUCGAAUCACUUGGGAAGAAGGUAAUAAAAUCAGUAUUCCAUCGUCGACAGAGGGAAAAGGAAGCUACCACUUGGGCAGGUGGGUCAUAACGCCAGGUAUACCACUACGACCUUUGUUCACGCGUCAUCAGCCAGUGGAGUGUACGGAUCCGAUGAAAGGAUACAGGCCACUGGAGCCUCUCCAAAAAUGUUGCGAGCCGUUGACAAAUCGAGAUAAGCCUACUAAUCGCACAUCGCUGUGGAACCACGAACAAGGAGACGAUGUGUUUGGUUUACCAGAAUAUCAGUUUCAGUGUCGGAUGAACAUCACCGAGGAAGAUCUCAUCGCAAAGCUUCGCAAACGUCAACAGGACGCAUCAACGGAAAAGAUAUGCGCUGUCGGUGACUCGCACAGGCGCUUGAUGCUGGAAAGAUCGCUACCGCAGCUGAGACUUACUGGCAUGUUUGAGUACAUCAAACAAUCCUGGAUUAGAACCUAUAAGAUUGCACCAGAAAUUGUCGAUCGAAAGUGUGAUCAAGUGUUCAUGCAGAUUGGGCGAUGGACUCCAAGCUGGUAUACUCGAAAUACCCCAUUCUCGUUUGCCAAAUAUCACUACAGACUGAAAAAUACUUAUCCAAAACGCGCUCAAGGUACUUGA
This is a messenger RNA of Cylindrotheca closterium, 1116 nucleotides long. The record is from the annotation of a GenBank genome assembly. NCBI's taxonomy places the organism in Eukaryota, Bacillariophyta, Bacillariophyceae, Bacillariales, Bacillariaceae.